UCCAUCGCAAACUACCUGAAGUGUUCUCAGCAGACUACAUCACCAAACGCGACAAUGGCUUCUGUAUACAAGACCCUCUCGACCGAGCGCACUCGCUCCAAGGCGGAAUCCGACGGUGUCUCUUCCGCCUCUAAGCGGAAGAACGCCCAGAGAGUCCUGAUCCUCUCGUCGCGAGGCAUCACCACUCGCUCCCGCCACCUCCUCAACGAUAUCGCAGGCCUCCUCCCCCAUUCCCGCCGCGAGUCCAAGUUCGAUUCCAAGAAAAACCUGCGCGAUCUGGCCGAGAUGGCAGAGUUGUACAACUGCAACAACGUCAUGUUCCUCGAAUGCCGGAAACACCAGGACUCAUACCUUCACUUAGCCAAAGUGCCCAACGGCCCAAGUCAAAAGUUUCUGGUCCAGAACAUUCAUACCAUGGAAGAGUUGAACUUCUCAGGAAACUGCCUGAAGGGUUCCCGACCUAUUCUCUCCUUCGACGCCGCAUUCGAGACCGAGCCCUCCCUCCGCCUCUCCCGCGAGCUCCUUACUCACAUCUUUGGUGUUCCUGAGGGCGCGAGGAAGGCCAAGCCUUUUGUGGAUCACGUUAUGGGCUUCAGUGUCUUGGACGGAAAGAUUUGGGUGCGCAACUACCAGGUCAAGGAAGAAGACACUGCCGAGCAGAAGGACAUGUCGCUACUUGAGAUCGGACCUCGUUUCUGCCUGACCCCGAUGUUCAUCCAGGAAGGCUGCUUCUCGGGCCCCAUCAUCUAUUCGAACAAGCAAUACGUAUCUCCCAACCAAAUCAGAUCAGACAUGCGGAGACGCGACGCCAUCAAGCACAGCGCCCGCGCGGAGCAGCACGUCGAGCGGUUCGCGAAGAAGGACCGGCUCGGUAUCUCCAGCGGAAGCAAAGACAUCCGGGCGAACGAGCUGGAUUCGAGGACGCUGUUUGCUUGAGCGGGUGGGAGUGUAUGAGACGGUUUGGUUGGAUGACGAUAGACAAAAGUAGCAGCAGUCGGUCCAACGCGGGACCGGCUAAUAAUACCCAUGUAAAAGAUGAGU
Messenger RNA from Colletotrichum destructivum, 1041 nucleotides. Its product is annotated as Putative ribosome biogenesis protein BRX1. The transcript has 5 exons. The coding region runs from base 55 to 936 and encodes 293 amino acids. Gene Ontology annotation, biological process: rRNA processing; ribosomal large subunit assembly. Gene Ontology annotation, molecular function: rRNA binding. Gene Ontology annotation, cellular component: nucleolus. Lineage: Eukaryota; Fungi; Ascomycota; Sordariomycetes; Glomerellales; Glomerellaceae. The record is from RefSeq and is a predicted model, not a curated record.